Gryllus bimaculatus (two-spotted cricket) is the source of this 621-nucleotide messenger RNA. The record is from the annotation of a GenBank genome assembly. Lineage: Eukaryota; Metazoa; Arthropoda; Insecta; Orthoptera; Gryllidae.
AUGAAGUUUCUCAUCGUUGUCGCGCUGGUGGUCGCAGCUGUUCAGGCGCAUGUUCAGCCCAGUGAUGUCAUCCCUGUUCCCCACUUGAAAGUCACCCCCGUUGAGGGCGCUCCCAAGUAUGCGGACUCUCGCAUCAUCAACGGCGUGCAGGCCUCCCGUGGCCAGUUCCCGUACCAGGCGGCGCUGUACCUGAACGGCAACGGUUUUUGCGGAGGCUCCCUCAUCUCUCAGCGCUGGGUGCUCACUGCCGCCCACUGCGCAUUUGGCAUCAGCUCGUUCACCGUGUACCUGGGGGCGCAGGACAUCAGCUCCGCCAGCGAGGAGGGCCGCGUCGUCGUGACCACGAGGUCGAAGAUCGUGCACUCGGGCUACCUCGUCCUCCUACCGCCCAACGACAUCGCGCUCAUCGACCUGGGCCAGGACGUGCCUCUCAGCAUACACUUCAAAGGAAUAGCUUUGGGUGACAGUGGUGGCCCACUCAUCGACCUGGAGUCCGGGAAGCAGAUCGGCAUCGUGAGCUACGGCUCCGUCGACGGCUGCGAGAGCGGUGCCCCCAACGGCUUCGCCCGCGUCACCUCCUUCAUCGACUGGAUCUCCCAGAACACCGGCCUCAGCCUCUGA